AUGGAACCAUUCCAGAAGGCAGGUCACAUACAGAGGUAUAAGAGAAGACUGAAUAUGGAGACUGCUUAUUCAAAUUUGAAUGAGAAGAUUUGGCUAUUUUUUGAUGUUGUGGUAGAAUGUGAAUUAGUGAUGGAAACUGCACAACAGAGACUGGAACUAUGGGAUAACUUAUACUAUAUGAAACGUGAUAUGGAGCUGCCUUGGCUAGUAGGAGGGGACUUCAAUGUAGUAUUACAUGAAGAUGAAAAGAUAGGUGGAUUUCCAGUGCACCCUCCGGAAUAUGAGGGUUUUGCAUUUUGUGUAAAUUCUUGUGGACUAUUUUAUCAAGGUUACAAAGGCAGUCCAUUUACAUGGUGGAAUGGGAGGUCUAAUGCUGAGUGUAUUUUCAAAAGACUGGACAGGAUAUUUGUCAAUUUUCCUUUUCAGAACAUGAUGCCAACAAUUGAAGUGGAACACUUAAUCAGAACUAGAUCAGAUCAUGCAUUAUUACUCAUGACAUGUGGUGAGCAGGCUAUAAACUUUGUCAAACCAUUCAGAUUCUUAAAAUUCUGGACAAAACAUGCUACAUUUAUGGAGGUGGUGAGGCAGAAUUGGAAUGCUGAUUUUAUUGGAGAUCCUUUCCUAAUGCUCAAGCAUAAACUCAAGAAGGUGAAGGUAGAAUUGUCUAAGUGGAGUAGGGAUACAUUUGGUAACAUCUUCAAGCAGUUAGCUAUAUUGGAGGACAUUGUUAGGAAAGCUCAAUCAGAACUGAAGAAGUACUUGAGUAUAGAGGAGCAAUACUGGAAACAAAAAACUGGAAUGAUAUGGUUUGCUGAGGGUGAUAGGAACACUAGUUUCUUUAACAAUCAUGAUAAUGGCAAGAGGAAGAAGCUGCAAUUGAAAAGGAUUCAGAAUGGAGAUGGAGCAUGGCUUGAAGAUCAAGAGCAGAUGGCUAAUGCAACAAUUGAUUUCUACCAAAUACAGUUCACAAAGGAGGGAGAUCCUGCUGAUUUCCCUAUGCUGGACAAUGUCCCAGAAAUGCCAAAAAAGCCUAGGGUCCAGACUUUCUCAGACUUAAAACCAAUAAGUUUGAGCAACUUCAUCAACAAGGUGAUCUCUAGAGUUAUUCAUUACAAAUUGGAGAAAUUCCUGCCUAGAUACAUAUCUCCUAAUCAAUCUGGAUUUGUGAAAGGGAGGAGUAUCUUUGAAAACAUUCUGCUCACUCAGGAGAUUGUCACUGAAAUCAGGAUGAGAGUUUUGGUGAAUGGGCAAGCAUCAAGAUUCUUCAAGUCUACAAGAGGGGUGAAGAAAGGAGAUCCUUUAUAUCCUGCAUUGUUCAUAUUGUCUACUGAAGUUCUAUCUAGAUCUUUAAACAAACUAUUUGAAGAUAAGUCCUUUAUUGGAUUUGGCAUGCCUAAAUGGUCUAAUCCUUUGAACCAAUUGGCAUAUGCUGAUGAUACUAUUAUAUUUGCCUCAGCUCAUCCUCCCUCAUCGAGCAAGAUUAUGGCAGUAUUAGGAGGCUAUGAGUAG
Messenger RNA from Nicotiana tabacum (common tobacco), 1509 nucleotides. NCBI's taxonomy places the organism in Eukaryota, Viridiplantae, Streptophyta, Magnoliopsida, Solanales, Solanaceae. The record is from RefSeq and is a predicted model, not a curated record.